AUGGGGGACUGGAACUUGUUGGGCAGCAUCCUCGAAGAAGUGCACAUCCACUCCACCAUAGUUGGCAAAAUCUGGCUCACAAUCCUGUUCAUAUUCCGGAUGCUGGUUCUGGGAGUGGCCGCUGAAGACGUCUGGGACGACGAGCAGUCCGAGUUCAUCUGCAACACAGAGCAACCUGGCUGCAACAACAUCUGUUACGACAAAGCCUUCCCCAUCUCUUUGAUCAGAUACUGGGUACUGCAGAUCAUAUUUGUCUCCUCCCCGUCCUUAGUGUACAUGGGCCAUGCGCUCUACAGGUUGAGGGCGCUGGAGAAAGAGCGGCAGCACAGGAAAGCCCACCUGCGGGCUCAGCUCGAGGACCUGGAGCCCACGCUCGAGCAACACAAGAGAGUGGAGAGAGAACUGCGUAAGCUGGAGGAACAGAAGAAAGUGAACAAGGCACCCCUGAGAGGGUCCCUGCUGCGCACCUAUGUCCUACAUAUCCUGACCCGGUCGGUGGUCGAAGUGGGCUUUAUGAUAGGUCAGUAUCUUUUAUACGGGUUUCACAUGUCUCCCCUUUACAAAUGCACUCGCCCCCCCUGCCCUAACACGGUGGAUUGUUUUGUGUCCCGACCCACAGAGAAGACCAUCUUUAUGGUUUUCAUGAACAGCAUCGCCGCAGUCUCCCUCUUCCUCAACAUCCUCGAAAUCGCCCACCUGGGCGUCAAGAAGAUCCGGACGAGCCUGUGCGGGCAGCCGCAGUGGCCGGCGGGCCCCUCGGAGGAGGACCCCGGCCUGUACAACUCCAAGAAGAGCUCGGAGCGCGGCGACUCCCCGGACAGCGGGCACUGCCCGGGCACCCGCAAGUCCAGCUUCCUCUCCCGCGUCCUCACCGGGAGCCGGGCGGGCAGCGACAGCGAGAGCACCGCCUCCCGCGGCGGCUCCGGCCCCGGCCUCUGCCUCGGCCCCGGCUCCGGCUCCGGCUCGGAGGGGAAGCGCCGCGAGGAGGGCGCGCCCAGCCCGCCGCCCGCAGCCUCGGGACGCCGCGUGUCCAUGGCAAGUAGCGCCCGGGACGGCCCGCGGGAGGGGGGCGGCGGGGGGCCGCGGCACCCUGUGCCGGCCCUGGGGAGGAGGGGGCGAGCCACGGGGCAGAACGGCUCGGGCAGGACUUCCAGCACGGCCCCAGCGCCUCGCGGCCUCCCGGACAAAGCCAAGCUCCCAAACGCUCGGCGUCCUUCUGCGGUGAAAGCAGGAACACCAGGGAAUUACUGA
Messenger RNA from Hirundo rustica (Barn swallow), 1251 nucleotides. It is a transcript of the gene GJA10, whose product is annotated as gap junction protein alpha 10. Lineage: Eukaryota; Metazoa; Chordata; Aves; Passeriformes; Hirundinidae. The record is from RefSeq and is a predicted model, not a curated record. The transcript is spliced from 2 exons. Gene Ontology annotation, biological process: cell communication. The coding region runs from base 1 to 1251 and encodes 416 amino acids. Gene Ontology annotation, cellular component: connexin complex.